Messenger RNA from Williopsis jadinii, 750 nucleotides. RefSeq names its product imidazoleglycerol-phosphate dehydratase HIS3 (gene HIS3). Gene Ontology annotation, molecular function: imidazoleglycerol-phosphate dehydratase activity. The record is from RefSeq and is a predicted model, not a curated record. Bases 14 to 694 code for a protein of 226 amino acids. Gene Ontology annotation, biological process: L-histidine biosynthetic process. The transcript has a single exon. Lineage: Eukaryota; Fungi; Ascomycota; Saccharomycetes; Phaffomycetales; Wickerhamomycetaceae.
GAAGGAUAGAGAAAUGGCUGAAACGAACGGGGUGAAACCCCAGAGAAGAGCUCUUGUGAAUCGUACAACAAACGAAACGAAGAUCCAGAUUUCCUUGAGUUUGGAUGGUGGAUACGUAACGGUUCCGGAGUCAAUCUUCAAGGAUAAGAAGUACGACGAUGCUACUCAAGUCACCUCUUCUCAGGUGAUUUCAAUCAACACGGGCGUUGGAUUCCUGGACCACAUGAUCCAUGCUCUUGCGAAGCAUGGUGGGUGGAGUUUGAUUGUGGAGUGUAUUGGUGAUUUGCACAUUGACGACCACCACACCACCGAGGACGUUGGUAUUGCGCUGGGAGGCGCCUUCAAGGAGGCCUUGGGCCAUAUAAGAGGUGUCAAGAGAUUUGGUAGCGGGUUUGCUCCAUUGGACGAGGCUCUGAGCAGAGCCGUUGUUGAUCUGAGUAACCGUCCGUUUGCCGUUGUUGAGCUGGGACUCAAGAGGGAAAAGAUCGGUGACUUGUCAUGUGAGAUGAUUCCUCACUUCUUGGAGAGUUUUGCUCAAGCAGCUCAUAUCACGAUGCAUGUUGACUGUUUGAGAGGCUUCAACGACCAUCACAGAGCUGAAUCCGCAUUCAAGGCCCUGGCCAUCGCCAUUAAGGAAUCCAUCUCCAGUAACGGCACCAAUGAUGUUCCCUCAACAAAGGGUGUUUUGUUCUAGAUAGCAGUCUUUCUGUCUCUCUAUUUAUUCGAUAAAUAAGAACUAUGUAUAUUCUU